Messenger RNA from Sipha flava (yellow sugarcane aphid), 1722 nucleotides. RefSeq names its product phosphatidylserine decarboxylase proenzyme, mitochondrial (gene Pisd). The coding region runs from base 176 to 1669 and encodes 497 amino acids. Lineage: Eukaryota; Metazoa; Arthropoda; Insecta; Hemiptera; Aphididae. The transcript is spliced from 6 exons. The record is from RefSeq and is a predicted model, not a curated record. Gene Ontology annotation, cellular component: mitochondrion. Gene Ontology annotation, molecular function: phosphatidylserine decarboxylase activity. Gene Ontology annotation, biological process: phosphatidylethanolamine biosynthetic process.
UACGGCUAUUGAUUACCGUGUUCGAUGGUGAAAUCGCAGCCUUUUCACAGUGCAUCAGGGAGAUAUUGGAUAUCAAAGUCCUUUUGGCUAUGCGACUCAAUGGAGCGCAGUGGCCUUUUGUGUGAUCACUUUUGAUUUUAAUAAUUCGUCACGGUCAAUUGAAAGCCUGCACGAAAUGUUCGGAAGGAGCCUGAAGACGACGAAGAAGCUGCUGAACCACUCCACUUCGCUGCGCACCGUCGAGUACCAAAGGUCGCUGAGAAAAAAAUUUGGUACCAAUAAUGAUGUUAAAGAAGUAGUGGCAAAAAACACACGAUGGUGGAGCUGGUCAAACCUGAUUUAUCCAAUUCCUACUGGUGUAGGGUUGACUUUACUAGCUGUACUUCAAUGGCGUCGUCUAAACAAGCAACAACCCGAAAACGAACAACAACCCAUCUAUACUCGAAAUUUAAGGCUAUCAUUUUACAAAGCUAUUCCAUUACGAGCAAUGUCACGUUUAUGGGGCUAUAUAUCAGGAUGUUAUAUUCCACGGAAUUUAAGAUAUUGGUUAUAUACUGCAUACUCCAAAUUAUUUGGAGUUAUUAUAGAAGAAAUUGAAUUACCAAUGGAAUCUUAUAAAAGCUUAGGAAAAUUUUUUGCUAGACGAUUAAAAGAUGGAGCUCGACCAAUAUGUACUGAUCGGUCUAUUGUAUCUCCUGCUGAUGGAACCAUAGUAAGCGUUGGUCGUGUAACAUCUUGCCAAGUUGAACAAGUUAAGGGUGUUACAUAUACUAUCAAGUCAUUUUUAGGUUCACCAACUUGGUUAGAUGACUUUGAUACUUUAAGAUUAGAACCAUCACCAGUAAAUACUACCACAAAAUGUGAUCUAAUGAAACAGGACUCAACAUCUAAUUAUAGUGGUUGGUCGAUCAAUUCCACUUUCCUGUUUUAUCAUUAUGGCCUACUUACUAUGCACAUGUACUGCAUCAAUUUCAUAUUCAAUUUCCUCUCACAAGGUGUAAGCUUUUUCAGCUUAUCAUUUAAAAAACAAGAUGUAGCAUUGUCCGACAAUACUCAAGAAAAAACAGUAUCCGUUGAACGACAAGACAAAAAUGAUAACGAAUGUGAACCAUUUGAUCCGCAUUGGAACGAAUAUAGAUCAAAGUUGUUGCAUAACUCAGACAAUGAAUUGUAUCAACUGGUGAUUUAUUUAGCUCCUGGAGAUUAUCAUAGAUUUCACUCACCAGCUCAAUGGACUGUCAAAUUUCGAAGACAUUUUCAAGGUGAACUAUUAAGUGUCAAUCCGAAAAUAGCUCGUUUACUACCAGACUUAUUUGUAUUGAAUGAAAGAGCAGUGUAUGUUGGAGAAUGGGAACACGGUUUUUUCUCAAUGACUGCUGUGGGUGCUACAAACGUAGGGUCCAUCAAAGUACACUCUGACAAGGGUUUACAAACUAAUAUGAGAUGCCGUAGAAAAGACUUCAAUCAACACGACUGUUCAUUAGAAACUCAAUGGUCAAUGGGACAAGAAGUUGGAGAAUUUAGAAUGGGUUCAACUGUUGUGUUAUUAUUUGAAGCACCCAAAGAUUUCGUUUUUGAUGUUGAAGCUGGACAAACUAUUCAAAUGGGACAAGCUAUUGGCAGAAUAGGUGUUUCACAGGCUGAUUCUAUUACUUCAAAAUUAAUUUAAGUAAUUAAUAAAAAUAAAAAAAUCCUAUUGUCUCAUAAAAGCUUCAGUACAUC